AUGGAAAUGCAGAUAAUAAGGUUGGGGCGUCCUGUGAGCAGCAGGGAUGGGGUCGAGGUUGGAAAAUUGGUAGGUUUGGGUGAGUGGGGUUGGGCGCCCACAUGCACGGGUAAUCGGGUCAUCAAGGCGGAGCCAGGGGAGCGCAAGGAUGGUGGGGGUCCCGCGAGCCUGGGCUGGGUUUCCCGGGCGGGGGGCUCGGCGGCGGAUCCCGGGCGCCCCCUGGCGGCCCCGCUGCCGCCGCCGCCGCCACUGCUUCUCCCACAAUGCUCGCGUAGCCCGGCUUCGGCUACCCCGGCGGCAGCGGUGGCGGCCAAGAUGGCGCAGACGAUCUUCGAAGCCCUAGAGGGUGAGUGGCAACGGGGCCGAGAGAGGCGGCUGUUCCGCGUCAUGCCCCUCCCGCCGCGUCCUCCCAGCGCUGGGCCCAGGGCGCGCGGCGGCCGCGGGGCGGAAGGCGCUGGGGCCGGAACAGCUGCGGGGCGAGAGGGGGCAGACGGGAACAGCCGCGGGAGCAGUGACGGGGGGAGCAACGGGACCGGAACAGCCCUAGGAACCGAGGCGCGGCGGGGGGGGAAACGGGGCCGGAACAGCCCUGGGAGCCCAGGCACGGCGGGGGGGGGGAAGGAAAACGGGAUCGGAACAGCCUUGGGAGCCAAGGCGCGGCGGGGGGUAGGGGCGAGAACAGCCCUGGGAGUCGAGGCACUGCGGGGGCACCGGAAGCGGAACAGCCGCAGCCUGGAGGGCCUCGGGAUGGACAAUCAGACUGUUCUGGCUGUCCAGUCAUUGUUGGAUGGCCAAGGAGCAGUUCCCGAUCCCACAGGCCAGAGCGUCAAUGCGCCUCCUGCCAUCCAGCCAUUAGAUGAUGAGGAUGUCUUUCUCUGCGGGAAAUGUAAGAAGCAAUUCAACUCACUGCCAGCAUUUAUGACCCACAAGCGUGAACAGUGCCAAGGGAAUGCCCCGCCCUUGGCCACGGUCUCACUGGCCACCAAUAGCAUCUACACCCCUUCAGCAGCACCCACAGCGGUUCAACAGGCCCCACCUCCUACCAAUCGCCAGAUCUCCACGUACAUCACAGUACCCCCAUCCCCGCUGAUCCAGACCCUGGUGCAGGGCAACAUCUUGGUGAGUGAUGACGUGCUCCUGUCCGCCAUGUCAGCUUUCACAUCCCUGGACCAGCCCAUGCCGCAGGGCCCCCCGCCUGUACAGAGCAGCCUGAACAUGCAUCCUCCGCCCAGCUACCUUAGCCAGCCUCCGCCACCUCCUCCACCCCCUCCGCCACUGCCCCCACCCCCACCUCCCCAGCCCCCGCCGCCUCCACCCCAGAGCCUGGGCCCCCCUGGGCGUCCCAACCCUGGUGGGAAUGGCGUGGUAGAGGUGUACAGUGCCGCUGCACCCCUGGCUGGGACCGGAACGGUGGAGAUCCAGGCAUUGGGGAUGCAGCCCUACCCACCCCUGGAGGUGCCAAACCACUGUGUGGAGGCUCCAGUAUAUGCCACCCCCCCGGUGUACAGCCCAGGCAAACAGGGAUUCAAACCGAAAGGACCAAACCCGGCUGCCCCCAUGACCAGUGCCGCUGGGGGAACGGUGACCACCUUCAACUCUCCACCAACGCUGAAGACCCGACGGGCCAAAAGUGGCAGUGGGCUCCCAGAAGCUGCGGGGAAGCCAAAGGCUCAGAAACUCAAGUGCUCAUACUGUGACAAGUCAUUCACCAAAAACUUUGACCUGCAGCAGCAUAUCCGAAGCCACACCGGUGAGAAGCCAUUCCAAUGCAUUGCAUGUGGCCGUGCCUUUGCCCAGAAGUCUAAUGUCAAGAAACACAUGCAGACCCACAAGGUGUGGCCCCCAGGGCGCAGCGGUGGCACUGUGUCUCGGAACUCUGUGACCGUGCAGGUCAUGGCCCUGAACCCCAACAGGCAGGAGAACGAGGAAAGCACAGGAAGGUGUGUCAAAUGCGUCAACAAGUACUCCACCCCUGAGGCCCUCGAGCACCACCUACAGACUGCCACUCACAACUUCCCCUGCCCCCACUGCCAAAAGGUGUUUCCUUGCGAACGCUACCUGCGGCGUCACCUGCCCACCCAUGGCAGUGGGGGCAGGUUCAAGUGUCAGGUGUGCAAGAAGUUUUUCCGGCGGGAACACUACCUCAAGCUACAUGCUCAUAUCCACUCAGGUGAGAAGCCCUACAAAUGCUCAGUGUGUGAGUCUGCAUUCAACCGCAAGGACAAACUGAAGAGACACAUGUUGAUCCAUGAGCCAUUCAAGAAAUACAAAUGUCCCUUCUCGACACACAUGGGCUGCAGUAAGGAGUUCAACCGGCCGGACAAGCUGAAGGCCCACAUCCUCUCUCACUCUGGCAUGAAGCUCCACAAAUGCGCCCUGUGCAGCAAGUCCUUCAGCCGCCGCGCCCACCUCGCGGAGCACCAGCGCGCCCACACUGGCAACUACAAGUUCCGCUGUGCUGGCUGUGCCAAGGGCUUUUCCCGCCACAAGUACCUCAAGGAUCACCGCUGCCGCCUCGGGCCCCAAAAGGACAAGGACCUGCAAGCCCGGCGGCCCCCCCGGAGGAGGGCGGCCCCACGCGGCAGCGGCAGCAGUGGCGGGCGCAAGAUGGAGACCCCCCUGACUGACCCUCUGGGUCUAGAAGAACUGAAGGACGCAGGGGCUGCGGCGGUGCCUGAGGCUACCCCAGACAAGCCACCCUUUGCCGAGCCUGAUGCCGUACUGUCCAUCGUGGUGGGUGGCUCGGUGGGUGGAGAGCCCGAGCUGGUGGUGCCCGGGCAUGCCGAGGAGCUGGGCUCCAACCUGGCGCUUGCAGAGCUGCAGGCGGGGGCCGAGGGCCCGUGUGCCAUGCUUGCAGUGCCCGUAUACAUCCAGGCCUCGGAGUGA
This is a messenger RNA of Orycteropus afer afer, 2886 nucleotides long. It is a transcript of the gene ZNF341, whose product is annotated as zinc finger protein 341. The record is from RefSeq and is a predicted model, not a curated record. NCBI's taxonomy places the organism in Eukaryota, Metazoa, Chordata, Mammalia, Tubulidentata, Orycteropodidae.